Molecule: messenger RNA, 4347 nt
Organism: Aspergillus puulaauensis
Lineage: Eukaryota; Fungi; Ascomycota; Eurotiomycetes; Eurotiales; Aspergillaceae
Product: putative ABC multidrug transporter
Exons: 7
Coding region: 1-4347 (1448 amino acids)
Biological process (GO): transmembrane transport
Cellular component (GO): membrane
Molecular function (GO): ATP binding; ABC-type transporter activity; ATP hydrolysis activity
Source: RefSeq, a predicted model, not a curated record
AUGCCUGCUCGCCUUCGCUCUCUUACGCAAGGCAAUUCCGCUCUCGCAUCUUCGCAAGAAGCUGGGAGCCUGACAGACAGACCAUCCUCUCCACAAGUCCAUUUGAAUUAUGAGGAUGAGAACGCUAUUGCUGAGAUACAUCGCACCCUCACCGAGAAGGGUCAUGCCUACUCGGAGCCACAUUCUUCGUUCGACAGGUUCCUAGAAACGGAACAUCAAGCCGGAAGAAAAAGGCCCAACGUUGGGGUUUGUUUCCAAUCGCUUUCCACAUGGGGGACUGGAGGGGAGCAUGUCAAUGUCAAGACGCUGGGCACCGCUUUGUGGCGCACUCUCACCUUCCAGGAUGUGUACGAGUGGACGAUCAAGCCCUGGAUGCGAAAGCCCAAGCCUCAGAGCGGGCGUCAUCUGAUUCGGGACUUUGAUGGGGUAGUUCGGAGUGGUGAGAUUAUGCUCGUUCUAGGACGGCCGGGCGCCGGCUGCACAACCUUUCUGCGGACGAUUGCCGGCCACCACUCAUCAUUUCUGGGAGUGACAGGUUCCAUCGAUUACUCGGGCCUCAGCUUAGAGGAUGUUAAAAAGUACUAUCGUGGCCAGGUUGCUUAUGUUCCGGAAAAUGAUGUUCAUUUUCCCACACUCAACGUUCGACAAACACUAGAGUUUGCACUCCAGAGCAAAACCCCCAAAAGAUACCAUGACAAAAUUCCUCGCUAUCUUGAGAUAUAUGGGAGAGUGUUUGGGAUGUCACAUACAAUGGACACCUUGGUUGGAAAUGAAUAUAUCCGGGGAGUUUCGGGAGGCGAACGAAAACGCAUUUCGAUCAUCGAGUCCCUGGCGACUGAUUCCUCAGUAAUGUGCUGGGAUAACUCAACGCGGGGGCUUGAUGCCUCAUCUGCUCUGGACUAUGCACGAAGCUUGCGGAUCAUGACUGACACCUGCGGUAAAGCCACGCUGAUGACAUUGUACCAAGCAUCUGAUGCUAUAUACGACUUGGUCGAUAAGGUUCUGCUUAUUGACGAAGGGCGGAUGCUCUAUCAGGGACCCGCACGCGAAGCGAAGGCAUAUUUCCAAGAAUUAGGCUACGAAUGCGGUGAAAUGCAGACAGUGUCUGAUUUCUUGUCCAGUAUUACUGUUCCGGAAAAGAGGAGGUUUAAAGCGGGUUGGGAACACCGUGCGCCAAAGGGUCCGAUUGAACUCGAACAAACUUUUCGAAAAAGCGCCGCCUUCUCGAAAAUACAACAACAAGUACUUGCAUACGGUGACGAAAGAAUUGGUGGAAAAGGUCGUCCAGGAUCCCAAGCUGAUACGGAUUAUGGAAGCUUGGAUGAAUUUAAGAACGCUCUUCAGAUCGACAAAUCUCGAUUCGCCUCGUCCAGUUCCCCGUAUACCAUUUCUCUUUUUCGGCAAGUGGCACUGUGUGCAAAGCGUCAGAUUUGGCAGAUUAAAGGCCACUUAUCCCCACUCUACAUCAAACUUCUCUCAUGUGUGGUUUACGGGCUUCUUAUCGGUUCCAUGUUCUAUGACCAGCCGCAGUCGACGGAUGGAAUGUACUCUCGCGGCGGUGUGCUCUUCUAUUCAUCCAUUCUCCUCGCCUGGCUUCAAAUGUCUGAACUGGAGGAAGCAAUGCAAGGACGAGAUAUCCUCAGUCGCCAAAAGAAGUUUGCGUUUGUUCGACCUAGUGCAGUGUGUCUCGCGCGAGUAAUCGCAGACAUCUUUGUAGCUGCAAUUCUUAGUUUCCUUUACUUGAUUGUGGUCUAUUUCUUAUCUGGUCUCAAGUCUGAUGCUGGAGCGUUUUUCAUUGACUUUUUAUUCAUCUAUAUGUGUACAAUAUGCCUCACAGCUCAAUUCCGAUUAUUUGCCGCUGCGUCGUCGAAUUUCGAGGUAGCGCUUCGUUAUACCGGAUUCGUUGUUAUGCUUUGUGUUGUGUUUGGAGGCUAUGUACUCUCGGUGGACAAGAUGAUCGCCGAUGUUCCCUGGGUUGGAUGGAUUGCGUAUGCUACACCAGCACUAUACACAUACGAAUCGAUGAUGGCUGCCGAAUUCCAUAACACCGAUUUCACCUGUGCUGAAGGGUCAGUCGUCCCGUCAGGACCAGGGUACACGGAUAUUGCCUACCAGACGUGCGGUUACGCAGGAAGUCAAAUAGGUACAACCAUCGUCAACGGUGAUGUUUACCUUGCAGAGAAGUACGGAUUCUAUUUCAGCCACGUUUGGCGUAACUUUGGAAUCCUUUGGCUUUUCACCGUGACUUUCGUUGUUGGUACAUGCAUUCUCAGCGAGAUAAUGGAGUGGGAGCCUGGCAACGCCGGACCAAUCGAGUACAAGAAAUCUCGAACCCGGUCAAAGAUGUCUACGAACGUCAGUGAUGAGGAAACUCGCCCUGUACAGGUUGAUGAAACAGCACCGGCCCCGUCUGGCCUUGAUAGCGAGUCUUCACAGGUCCUUACUGCAACCAAGUCUACCUUCACAUGGGAUAACUUGGAGCUUUUCGUCGAUGUUGGGAAGGAGAAACGCAAGUUGCUAGAUGGCGUCAGCGGAUACUGUAAACCCGGAACAUUGACUGCUUUAGUGGGGGCUUCUGGAGCUGGGAAAUCAACAUUAUUGACUGCGCUCACCCAGAGGCAAAGCUCUGGCGAAAUCACGGGAACAAUGUACGUUGAUGGGAAGCCCAUUGACUCUUCGUUCAAAUCUCGAAUCGGUUAUUGUGAACAGAUGGACAUCCACGACGAGAGCAGCACUAUUCGUGAAGCUUUCGAGUUCUCUGCGCUGCUUCGCCAAGAUUCAACUGUGCCAGAUCAUGAAAAGCUGGCCUAUGCGACAACGGUUCUGACGACAUUAGACUUGGCGGACCUUCAAAACGCGAUCAUCGGCUCAUUAGAUAUUGAGAAGAAAAAGCGUGUCACUAUAGGCGUCGAGCUGUGCGCAAGACCUGAGAUGCUAUUGUUCCUGGACGAGCCCACCAGUGGUCUAGAUAGCCAGGCUGCGUCGAGUAUUUGUGCACUGCUAAGACGACUUGCUGACCAAGGAUUGGCCAUACUUUGCACCAUUCAUCAGGCAAACCAGGAGCAGUUUGAACUCUUUGACAGAGUUUUGGCCUUGAGUCCUGGUGGUAAGACCUACUACUUCGGAGAAGUAGGACAAGGUGGCUGCUUCAUUUUCGAGUAUUUCAUGAAAAAUGGACAAAAUCUGGAAAAUAUCACCAACGCCGCGGAUUAUAUCAUUGAGGUUGUUGUUGGUGGCACAAAAAAAGCGUCGAACAAUCUGGAUUGGGCUGCCACCUGGAGCGAGUCAGUCGAAGCCAAGAAUGUUCAGCAAGAGAUCUCCGAAAUCAGGGCCCAGAACGAGGAGACCUGGGACUCUGAUGUGAAUCAAAUGCAAAACACGCCCCCAAUCUCUCGCCAGAUUUUCUUCCUGACCCAGAGAACAAUGCGGCAAUUCUGGAGAAGUCCAGAGUAUCCAUACUCUCGACUUUAUGCCUCGUUCCUUCACGCAUUGAUCAACGGUCUCACCUACCUACAGAUCGGAAACAGCACAACAGACUUACAGUCUAAAGCUUUCUCAUGCUUCUUAGUACUGAUGUUAGUCCCGGAAUUCAUAAACGCCAUUUCUAUGAGAUUUAUCAUGAAUCGUGACUUGUGGGUGGCCCGAGAAGGCCCAAGCGGAGCAUACGGAUGGGUCGCAUUCUGCACUGCACAAAUUGUGUCUGAGAUCCCAUAUGCGAUCAUUAGUGCAGUGGUUUUCUUCGUAUUAUAUUAUUUUACUGUUGGACUUCCCUUGGGAUUUGCUGCGGGGUACACCUUCCUGAUGUUUUCCUUGUUCUUUUUGUUUGCUACGUCCUGGGGUCAGUGGAUUGCUGCUUUGAGUGCCGACUCGAUGGUAGCAGCGACCCUGAUGCCAUUUUUCAUUAUCAUGUGCGAGUUGUUCAACGGUAUUCUGCAGCCACACCAGAACAUGCCUGCGUUCUGGGCAUACACAAUGUACUACGUCACGCCAUUUACCUACUGGAUUGGGGGAGUUCUGACUUCUGUUCUUCGUGGUGUACCUGUCAUUUGCAACGAGAGCGAAUUAACCCUCUUCGAAAGCCCUCCUAGUAUGACUUGCGGCGAAUAUGCUGGACCGUGGCUCGUUGAACACGGUGUUGGAUAUCUCUCUAACCCAGAUGGCGAGGGAAAGUGCGGAUACUGCGAGUACAGUUACGGUGAUGAUUACUUAUCGGGAAUUGGUCUUGAUUCAUCCAAAAUUUGGCCCUACUUUGGCAUUUUUGUGGCGUUUGUGAUAUCCAAUUAUCUCAUGGUCUAUCUUCUUGUUUAUGUUCGGUCGGUGAUGAAGCCAUUCUGGCGGCGUACAUAG